Messenger RNA from Closterium sp. NIES-67, 851 nucleotides. The record is from the annotation of a GenBank genome assembly. Lineage: Eukaryota; Viridiplantae; Streptophyta; Zygnematophyceae; Desmidiales; Closteriaceae.
AUUCCAACCACCUCAGCAUUAGUGGCCUUCUCCUCACCUUGAUUCCCUGUAAACACUCAUACCUCUGGUGGCCAUCGCUUGCCGUAGUUCCACAAGCCGUUACAAUGAGUGUUCCUGGGAGCAGCGUGAAAGGGUUCGAGAAAGAGUCGAUGCUGGAGAUUCUGCGGCAUGUGCCAGCUCCUGUUGUGAUCAUCACGGCUGCCUAUGGAGAGCAAGACAAUGAUGACCUUCAAGUCAGGGGAAUGACUUGCAGCAGCUUUACAAGCGUCUCGCUGGAUCCACCGUACGUGUCAGUCUGUUUGCGCAAGAACUCUCUCAUGAUGAAGGUCUUGGAGAAGGCGAGCGGAUUCGGGGUUCAUCUGCUCAAUGAGGAGAACAAGCAAAAGGCCACGGAUUUUGCCAAGCCGCACGAUACCGGCAAGGUUCCUUUCAACGAGACGGCAGGUCCGUGGUCGUUGUUAUCUCUGGACAAGUACAUGUCGGAAAUCCCGCCCAAUGCUCCUGAAGGCGAGGAGGAUGAGGACAAGGUGAAGGCAGUGCCGAUCAUGGAAGAGUGUAUGGCGGCUUUGGUGUGCUAUCGGAAGGCAGCGUUCGACGCCGGUGAUCACAUCUUACUGCUGGGUCAGGUUGUUGCAACAAGUCACCAUGAUUUCCAUCCACUCAUUUAUAUGAACCGCCACUACCACCAGCUUGGUCAUGAGGUGUAAGGUUUUUUGUGUUUUGCGGCCGAGGUUUUUUCACGAACAGAUUUGUGGUAGCUCCAGGAAGUUGUAUAUCCACCAUGUGAUAAUCUAUGGUUGAUACUCAUUAUCCACCCAUGUGAAGAUCUACAUUCGAGAUGCUCAAACUGU